This is a messenger RNA of Pseudogymnoascus verrucosus, 2180 nucleotides long. RefSeq lists its product as uncharacterized. The coding region runs from base 217 to 1935 and encodes 572 amino acids. NCBI's taxonomy places the organism in Eukaryota, Fungi, Ascomycota, Leotiomycetes, Thelebolales, Thelebolaceae. The transcript is spliced from 2 exons. The record is from RefSeq and is a predicted model, not a curated record.
GUCCUUUUUAGCGUUUGGUCAUUAAAAUGUCAUAAUGCGGGCGCAUCUAACCCAAACCCCCACCAAUGACUCUGUCCCAGAAUAAACAAUAACAUGAACAUGGACGGCAGCCUUAUUUACGAAGACCGCACAUACGCAUACGAAUCUCCGCUUUCUCUUCCUUUCGACUAGAUAUGCGAGUUUAAUAUUCUGAUUAUUCAUAAUCUUGUUGUAUCUAUGGCGCCCGAGAGGUACAAAAGCUGGGCGCAAAUGGGGGAGGAGGAGCGCAAAAAUUGGGAGCAGAUGGGGGAGGAGGGGCGCAUUGCCGAGCUUAAGCCGCACUAUUGCCCACCAUUGGAUGAAUCGAUGUUCCUGGCCAUCCUGUCAGAUUACGAUUACGAUCUUUCGUUGCCGAUAAACUUAGAGAAUGCGUGCAAGAGCCUUGACAUGCUGGCGGAGGAUGCUGAAGUUGAGGAGUCCAUGGGGUUCGAUCCGAGUGGGAGUAGUGGUGCGGUAGUGGGAGAUGGGGCGGAUGCUGUGGCGCAGGAUAACAGUGAGGGGCAUAGCACGUUUGCUUGGAGUAGCACGACGGAUGAUACGUCGCUGAGCCAGGGCUUUGCGACACUUGGUCUCGAGGGGGAGGAUUUGAGGGAUGCGGGUCGACAGAAUUCGCAAGAUAGAGCCGCGGGGGGCGAGGCUAAUAGCUAUGAUGCCCAGUUCAAGGGGAUGGACCUUGCUGCGAAGGAGGCUGUGCUCGUGGAGACUUUCCCAGGCCUGAAGCCGUAUGAUAUCAAGCAUACGCUCAAGAUGUGCAAGAGCGAUACCGAGAAAGCCAUGGAAGAGCUGCUGAACCAAGUUUACCUUGAAGAAAACCUUGGUCGGCGACAGGGGGUCGAUGGGUUCUACGAGGAGAGCGAUAUCCCACCCGUGAAGAAGAAGGGUCGGAAUCGGAAAAAGAGACAGGAACCAUCAACGCAAAAUUAUGUCUCGACGACUUCUGACACGCGUCCGGAGGUUGCUGAGAGCAAGUGGGAGAGCGCCAGACGCGAUGUCGAGACCAUUUCAAACCUUACCGGCAUGCCAACCAAGCAGGUUGGGUCACUAUAUCACAAGCACGGCACUCUUGUCCCGCCAGUACUCAAUGCCAUCAUCGACGCCCACCAAGAACUCGGACUCGACGAUAAUGACAGUUCUAUGCAUCUCAAAGCCUUGGAGCUGAAUCACGACUACCCCGCCAUCCCAAUAACGAGGCUCCUAGCCAUCGUCCAAAUAUGCACCUCCGCUCACUCAUCACCCCGCGACCUCGUCAGGGCUCUCACAUCCCGACCAUACAGCAGCGGUACACAAUCCCCCAUGAGUCCCAUCCAACUAGAAUUCCGCCUUCCACCCCCCGACCUCUCCGGCCCCUCAGAGAGCAAGCUGAAGCCAAACUCCCACAACGCAGUCUACGCCAAUGGGCAAAGCUCGCAACAGACCUCUGCUUACGCCACAGAUGGCAGGGACUACAAGGCCCUCAGCAACGGAGCCUACAACCAAGCCGCCGCCGCCUACAAAAGAGGCAAGUCUGACCCCCUGAUGGGCGGCGCCGCGGCGUACUACUCCUCUGUCGGCCGUGACUACGGCGCGAAGGCUAAGAGCGCCACGUCUGCUACUGCGAACGCGACAGCCGCGAGGCAGUCGACUGCGUCACAGCUGGAUCUUCACGGGAUUGGCGUCGCGGACGCGGUGAGGAUCGCGAGGGAGAAGGUGACAUCGUGGUGGGUGGGAUUGGGGGAUCGAGUGAAUGGUCAUGGGGGGUAUAAGAUUAUUACGGGGAAGGGGACGCAUAGUGAGGGGGGAGUGGCGAGGGUUGGGCCGGCGGUUAGUAGGAUGUUGAUUCGGGAGGGGUGGAGGGUUGAGGUGGGGAGUGGGUCGAUGGUUGUUACGGGGGUGGUGAAGGUGGGGAAGGGGAUGUGAUUUGAUUUAUUUUUACUGUCUUGUCUUUGAAGCAGGGCGUUGGGUUAGGGUGUUUGGAUAGCUUGGGUAUAGCGAGCGAGAGCCAUAUCUUGGAGCUGGUGCAUCGAUGUCUUGAGUAGGGAAUAUCUACGUGGAUACAGCGUUGCAUUUUUUAUAUCGAUGUUAGAUUUACCUAUGCGGAUAUAGCGUUGAUUUUGUAGAGCAGUGUUAGAUUUCACUAGCAGCCGAAUGUCAGUAUAUACGCG